Brassica rapa (field mustard) is the source of this 1402-nucleotide messenger RNA. Its product is annotated as probable calcium-binding protein CML50. The record is from RefSeq and is a predicted model, not a curated record. Lineage: Eukaryota; Viridiplantae; Streptophyta; Magnoliopsida; Brassicales; Brassicaceae. Gene Ontology annotation, molecular function: calcium ion binding.
GUUUGACAAAGCUAAAGGAAGGUCAAACCUUUUCUUCUUCUUCUUCGAUCUCUCUUUUAAUCAAUCAAAAAAAAAGUUCCUUUUCUUUCUCAGCGAUGUCAGGUUACCCUCCGACGAGCCAAGGCUACGGUUACGGCUACGGCGGCGGAAAUCAACCUCCCCCUCCUCAGCCACCUUACUCCUCCUCCACCGGAAACAAUCCUCCGACGAACCAAGGUUACGGCUACGGCGGCGGAAACAAUCCUCCGUACGGAUCAUCAUCUCCUUACGCUGUCCCCUACGGCGCGUCGAAGCCCCAAUCCUCGUCUGCUCCUUCUGCACCACCGUACGCUCCCUCUCCUCCUCCAGGGGACUUCAACCCGCCAAAGGAGAAGCCUUUCGGCGGCGGCUACGGAGCUUCGCCGCCGUCUGCGCCUUACGGUUCUGCUGAGGCUCCCCGUCCGGGAGGAUACGGAGCUGCUCCGCCGCAUUCCGAAUACGGCGGUUACGGCGCUGCGCCGCGUCCUUACGGCGGAUACGGAGCUGCUGCUCCGCCGUCGGGGGUUCCUGAGUACGGCGGUUACGGUGGUGCUCCGCCUCGUCCAGGAGGAGGAGGAUACGGAGGCUAUCCUUCUCCUCAGGGGUCUUCUUAUGGAAGCCCCUUCGCUUCUCUGGUUCCGUCAGGUUUUGCUCCGGGGACGGAUCCGAACAUAGUGGCUUGCUUCCAGGCUGCGGAUCAGGACGGAAGUGGGUUCAUCGAUGACAAGGAGCUUCAAGGGGCUUUAUCGUCUUAUCAGCAGAGGUUCAGCAUGAGGACUGUUCAUCUUCUUAUGUAUCUAUUCACCAACACCAAUGCCAUGAAGAUAGGACCUAAGGAGUUUACUGCACUUUUCUAUAGUCUUCAAAACUGGAGGUCCAUCUUUGAGAGGUCUGAUAAGGACAGGAGCGGGAGAAUAGAUGUGAGUGAGCUGAGAGAUGCGCUUCUGAGCCUCGGGUUUUCAGUUUCUCCUGUGAUUCUGGAUCUUCUUGUCUCCAAAUUCGACAAAAGCGGUGGCAAGAACAGGGCCAUUGAAUAUGACAAUUUCAUUGAGUGCUGUCUCACUGUUAAGGGAUUAACAGAGAAGUUCAAGGAGAAGGACACAGGAUACUCAGGCUCAGCUACUUUCACUUACGAAUCCUUCAUGCUCACUGUCCUCCCCUUCCUCAUCGCAUAACGGAUGAACCCUUUUGCACAUUUUCACAUCUUCUUAUCUUGUUGUUGUUGUAUGUUCGUCGCUGGUGUGAAUGCUUUUGUUACAAGUUACUUUUCCGGUUUGGUUGGAUUCCAGAGUUCAAAACAAGUGUAAAAAAACAAACUUGCGGUAUUAAAGAAUCAAUCAACUCAUUGUUAUGGUUGAGUAUUAUUACAUUUUGGGGUAUAAAA